AUGCCAACAGAAAUAACAAAGCAAUCUCGCUGGGGCCAUAGCGAGACGGCUUAUCUUGCAAGUAUCAUUAUGCACACAGUUGAUGGGCAAGAGGAGAGACUAAGAAUUAAGUCAGUUAUUUUUCAAAUGACAAUUGAACAAGCGAAACAUCACAUUGGUGGUGUCGCGUUUGCGCAGGACCCAUGGCCUAUCAGAACUUAUACCAUUGAAACCAUCAGGCAACGGCGGAGACGCAUUUUCAAGGCACGCAAAGCAGCUGAUCGUCCUGGUGUCGAAAGACCCGCUCAGAAACCCGCUCAGAAACCCGCUCAGAAACCAGCUAGGAAACCAGCUCAGAAAUUACAGCCGCAAAUCGAACGAUUUAUCGUACCUUCUGGUGACUCAAUAGCAUCUCAUGACUUUAACAUAGAAAUGCCUGUAGAAUGGCAACAAGAAAUCGAAGAAAUGAUGGCUCCCUUGAAACAGAUAUGGGCUGAAGAGGACCGCGCUAAAGCCUCCGAAUACCAAGCAGCAGUAAUGGCCGCAGACCAAGUUCUAGGAGCUGACUUCUGGACUCAGUACGAGGAAGGUGUUGAUAUGGAGUGA
Botrytis fragariae is the source of this 585-nucleotide messenger RNA. RefSeq lists its product as uncharacterized. Bases 1 to 585 code for a protein of 194 amino acids. The record is from RefSeq and is a predicted model, not a curated record. Lineage: Eukaryota; Fungi; Ascomycota; Leotiomycetes; Helotiales; Sclerotiniaceae. The transcript has a single exon.